AUGCCUCCAGCCCAGAGGAGCUGGAGGAAUGGAAAUAAAAGUAAAUCGGUAAAACUCGAUAAUAAAAAGCAUGAAAGCCAUAGAAAAGAAAAUAAAACACGUCAAAAGAGAACAGUAAAUGAAGAGAUCGAAAAACCAUUUUGGGGUAACAGAGGCAGACGAGAAAGUGCUUCAGAUGAAACAGUUCCAGAUGUCCAGCUACCAUCAUCUAAUACACACUACCAUAAACAUCCCGGAAAAAAUCAAAAAUUACUUUUAAACCUCGAUGAAAACACGAGAAGAGAUGAUGUGGAUUCACCAUUUUGGGGUAAUCGUGGGAGACGAGAUUCUGAUGAAUCUGAAGAAAAUGACGUGGACCUAUUUCCGACUAACCGAGGUCAAAUAGAAGACGAUGAACCUUUUUGGGGUACAAGAGGCCGAAGAGAGGAAGAUUCUCCUUUCUGGGGUAACCGUGGAAGACGUGACGAUGAUGAACCAUUCUGGGGUAACCGAGGUAGAAGGGAGGAAUCCGAACCAUUCUGGGGUAAUAGAGGAAGAAGAGAAACGUUUGAACCCUUUUGGGGCAGCCGCGGAAAGAAGAAAAUUCAAAAUCGACAUAUUGAUAAUGGGGGUUUUGAACCGUUUUCAGGAAAUCGAGCUAUAUCGAAAGAAAAAUUAGCAGAUUCUAUUAUUGAAGCUUUUAAGAACGUGCAAGAUAAUAUGAACGAUAUAUCAAAAUAUAAGCGUAACGAGUUACAGACACCGUUCUGGAUGAGUAGAGGGAGAGAAAGUAAGCUGAAACACUUGUUCAGUGGAAUCGCUAGAAAUCGUUUUCAAAACUUGCCUAGCUUUAUAAAAGAAUCAACAAACAGCGAAGUGCGCCCAAAUCGUCAUGAACCGAAUACACUGCAUGACAACAGAAUCUAUGCUGAAGAACCAAGUUAUAUUCUAGUAGAACGAAGUAGUCGUUCGUCGGCCGAAGAGGAUCCCUAUUUUAUUUCAAGAGGCAAAAAGUAUGGUGACUUUGAAUUAGCUGAAGCUACUCGCGGUAGACGUGGAGCACUAGAAGAAAUAGUAAAAUCAGUGCGAAAUGAUCCUUAUUACAUAGCUAGAGGCAAAAAAGAUCAAUAUUACAUGAAAAUCGGAAAUUCAUCAUUGUCACGAGAUGCUUUACUCAAAACAAAGGAUCUGGUUUGUUCAACUGUUGAUCUAGUAUUGACGAAGCAUGAUGGAAGUAGGGAAAAAAGAGUGACAAAGGAUAAUGACAGAGAAAGACGGACAAUAUUGAAAAAAUUGGCUCAACACUUGCAAAUUGAUCCAUAUUAUGUUAGCAGAGGAAAGAAAAAUACAGAGUUGUAUAUCGGCGAUCCUUUGGAACAAUUUAUUAAAAACAUCGAAAUUUUAUGUAAUUGAUUUGUCUAGAAAUGGCAAAGUAACCUAACGAUAAACAAUUAAAUGUGCUAUGAAUUUCAAAAAAAUGUAAAAAAAAAGUUAUAUGAAUAGGCUGCAAUAAUUGUUAUGAGAGUAUAAUAAAGAUUCGUUAAUAAAAUAAAUUCAGUGCAAUUUUA
Molecule: messenger RNA, 1547 nt
Organism: Melitaea cinxia (Glanville fritillary)
Lineage: Eukaryota; Metazoa; Arthropoda; Insecta; Lepidoptera; Nymphalidae
Exons: 3
Coding region: 1-1392 (463 amino acids)
Source: RefSeq, a predicted model, not a curated record